Messenger RNA from Ichthyophthirius multifiliis, 1112 nucleotides. Its product is annotated as protein disulfide isomerase family protein, putative. Lineage: Eukaryota; Ciliophora; Oligohymenophorea; Hymenostomatida. The transcript is spliced from 7 exons. The record is from RefSeq and is a predicted model, not a curated record. Gene Ontology annotation, biological process: response to endoplasmic reticulum stress. Gene Ontology annotation, cellular component: endoplasmic reticulum lumen. Gene Ontology annotation, molecular function: protein disulfide isomerase activity; protein-disulfide reductase activity.
AUGUAAGGCUCAGAUACUAAAGUAGUAUAAUUAACCAAGAAUAAUUUUGAAUCUUUAGUAUUAUAAUCAGAUGAUUUUUGGCUUGUUGAAUUUUAUGCCCCUUGGUGUGGACACUGUAAAAACUUAGCUCCUGAAUGGGAAAAAGCCGCAAUAGCGUUAAAAGGUUAUGCGAAAAUAGGCGCAGUAGAUAUGACAUAAGAAUAAGAAGUUGGAAGCCCAUAUGAUAUUAAAGGAUUUCCUACAAUAAAGUUUUUUGUAGGAAACAAAUAAAGCCCCUAAGAUUACAAUGGAGGAAGAACAGCAAAAGAUAUAAUAACAUUCUUAUUUAAUGAAUAAAAAAAAGUAGCUUUAAACCGUCUAAAAUCUCCAAAAUAAUAAUAGGCUAAUAAUGAAAGUAAUAAAAAUAACUCUUCUAAUUAAUAAGAUUCAGGAACAUAAACUGAUGGAGAUGUAAUAGUUUUAACAAAUGAUAAUUUCGAAGAAUUAGUAUUGAAAAGUUAAGAAGCUUGGUUUAUCAAAUUUUACGCUCCUUGGUGUGGUCAUUGUAAAAGUUUGUAACCUGAAUGGGAAAACUAGCAACUAAUUUAAAAGGAGAAAAAAUUAAUGUUGCUAAAUUAGAUUCCACUAUAUUAAGUUAAUGGUUAUCCUACUCUUAAAUUCUUCCCUCCAGGAUCUAAAAAUGAUUCUGACAAAAUUAUUGCAUCUAAUAAAAGUAAACCUAUCAAUUAUUUAUGGAGUUAAGCUGGUGACUAUUAUGAUUUUGAAGAAAAAUACGGAGUUUCUAGUAGUGGUUAUCCUGCAGCUAUUGCUAUGUCUCAUAAAAAAAAUGUUUAUACUUUAUUCAAAGGUACUUUCAAUUUGAAAAAUCAUGAAAUGUUUAUGAAAAAACUUAUUUCUGGAAAAAGUGAUUUUAAAUCAUUAAUUGGUAUUCCUAAAUUUACAGAUGUUAGUAAAUGGGAUGGAAAAGAUUCAUAAGAAUAAUAACAAAAUUAAGAAUUAUGAUGAUAAAUUAAAAUUAUAAUUAUAAAUAUACAAAUAGUGUAAUAGUUUUUUUAUUAAAUAUAUAUUAUAUAUUAUUUUUUUGUAUAUUUAUUUAGAUUUUAUUUUAUGUU